GCAGAUCGCUAUCGGUCACUGCUCGUUUCUUGCAUUAGAUAUGUAAAUAAACAAGAAUUGUGUGGAGUGUAUGUAAAUUUCACAAAUCAAAGGUGGAAACCUCUCAUAAUUCAAAAUACAAACCAUAUCAUCAAGCAAAACCAUAAAAUAAUCAGAUUUCCUCAAGAGAAGCAUUCCUACUCUCAAGGUUAUCCUUCUCCAUUCACCAAGAUAUGCCAAUCUCAAAAUCUAUGUAACAGAGAAUCAGAUACAAUUCUCUGCAAAUGGUUUUUCUCUUCAAAAUCAAAUCCUUAUGCAUUUAUAACCAUAUAAAUACGCAAUCACAACAUUAUAAAUCUCAUUAUAAAAUCAAACCAACCAUGUCUGACCGAUCCGGCCGCAAGAAGCAGCCAUUUCGCUUCUGGUUUCCUCCAUGGAGAAGCUCAACCCAAGCUCCAAAACAACUUAAACCUCCUCCCAUUCCCCCCCAAUUGCCACCACCUUCUCCGCCUUCCCCACCGCAACACGAUGAUGCUCGAACACAUCUGCCGCCGCCGCCAUUGCCAUCUCCAUCACCUCCGCCGUCGCCACGGAGCAUUCCUUCCUCCUCAAGUCCGGAAAGAAGGGAACUGCUUCCACAAGCUGAAACACCAAGAGCUCAAGUUGAUUCAGAGGAAGAGAAAACCAGAACAGAAUAUGAAUCAGAACGAGUUACAGAAACUGAAACUAGUAGCGUUGAGCCAACCUCGGCUCAGUUAACUGAGGAGAUGAAACCGGGGGUGAAUUUGGAGGCUCGGAAAGAUUCUGAAGCUCGGAUAGAAACGAUUCAAGAAGAAAAACCUGAACUUGAUUCAGAAACUCAACAGCUUCAGCAGCAGGAGGAGAUUAGUCCUACUGAAACUAAACAAUUAACUGAAGAAUUUCAGUCCAAAGAAGCAGCAGCAGCCGAGGAGGAAGUCGGUGAAGAGACGAAGCAGGCAAGCGAGCCCAAAAUCUCAAUCAAAGUAUCUGAUUUAAUUUCACCAGUUAGAACUACAGAACAAGAAACACCUGAAGAAUCUAAAAAUGGCGCUUUUAAAGAAUCAAUAAGACAGAAAUCCGCCAUGAAAGAAAGAAGGAUUACCAUUUCCACCAAGCCACGCGUUUCUUCUCAUGAGCAGAAAGAACUUAAAGAUGGACUCUCUAGACUAGUUCAGGAACAUCAAAAUAAGUUGGGAAAUGAACACGGUGUGAAUAUUAUAACAUUAGCUAGCGAAAACCAGGGGGCAGUCAUGUUCAUAGGCCAUGAAACUCAUCCGGGGAAGAAGGUAGGGAAGAGCAAUGAAACAAAGGAAGAUAAUUUCCAUAAGAUGAAAGGAAAUCAGUCCAUUAUUGCUAGUAUAAACAGUAAUGUGCAGGGCAUAAACAGCUCAAUCAUGGAUGAAACUAAAUACAGAGAGAGAAACCCAGGAGUUCAUAUGACUAUCUCUACCAAGCCAACUGCGCCAGUGAGCUUCAGAGAGAAAGCAGAAUUAAAAAAGGCAGCUUCCAGCAUUUCUGCACCGCAGAAGCUAACUUAUGAGCCCAACAUCAGAAGGCGAUGCCUCAGAGCUCUCUUUAUGGAGUCGAGUGAAGAAGACGAGAAGAAUUUUCAGAAGACCCGACGCCAUGGCUGCCGGUUCUCUUGUGAUGAUAAAAGGCAAGGUAAAGUAGAAGACAGUGGAGCUUCAAGAAAGAUAUGAGCUUGCUGUUCCUGAAGAUUCAAAAGCUCAAGCUUUGCUGAUUUGAACUAUGUAAAUUUGUCUUAACUUGAAAAAUCAGUAUUAUCUGUAAUCAUGGAGUCGCCAUUAGAGAAGUUCUUGGAUGAAUUUGGCUGUUAUUAAAGAGA
Molecule: messenger RNA, 1846 nt
Organism: Phalaenopsis equestris
Lineage: Eukaryota; Viridiplantae; Streptophyta; Magnoliopsida; Asparagales; Orchidaceae
Product: protein cappuccino-like
Exons: 1
Coding region: 264-1700 (478 amino acids)
Source: RefSeq, a predicted model, not a curated record